Marmota monax (woodchuck) is the source of this 2156-nucleotide messenger RNA. RefSeq names its product general transcription factor IIIC subunit 6 (gene Gtf3c6). The transcript has 6 exons. Bases 149 to 808 code for a protein of 219 amino acids. Gene Ontology annotation, biological process: transcription by RNA polymerase III. Gene Ontology annotation, cellular component: transcription factor TFIIIC complex. The record is from RefSeq and is a predicted model, not a curated record. NCBI's taxonomy places the organism in Eukaryota, Metazoa, Chordata, Mammalia, Rodentia, Sciuridae.
CGCGCUCUGAGCGCCGGCAGCCGGCCUUCCCGCGGCGGCCUCCAUCUCGCGUUCUGGCCGGCGAGGCCCACGGGAGCUGCUGCCCGUACUCAAGAUGGCGGUACCGGGAGAGCUUGUCUUAUGACCCAGGCGCGGAGGUCUAAAGCUCAUGGCAGCGGCCGAGCAGCCGAUCCGGGAGGACAGAGAGGAGGAAGAGGAUGAGGCAGAGCAGUUUGUUCUAGUUGAAUUAUCGGGAAUCAUCGAUUCAGACUUCCUCUCAAAAUGUGAGAAUAAAUGCAAGAUUUUGGGAAUCGACACUGAAAGGCCCAUUAUGCAAUUGGAUAGCUAUGUCUUUGCUGGGGAAUAUGAAGAUACUCUUGGAACAUGUGUUAUAUUUGAAGAAAAUGCUGAACAUGUGGAUGCAGAAGGCAAUAAUAAAACACUGCUAAAAUACAAAUGCCAUACAAUGAAGAAACUCAGCAUGACAAGAACUCUUCUGACAGAGAAGAAGGAAGGAGAAGAAAACAUAGGUGGAGUAGAAUGGCUACAAAUGAAGGAUAAUGAUUUCUCCUACAGACCUAACAUGAUUUGUAGCUUCCUACAUGAAAAUGAAGAUGAAGGUGUAGCUGCAGCCUCAGAUAAACCUUUGGAAUUGGAAGAGCGGGAGAGUCAAAUGAAAGACAGUUCAAACCUGAUCUAUGAACAGGAGAAAUCACUGCAUUUGGAAACAGAGGAGUCAAGUCCUCUUGUUGAUAUCCCUUCUUCUGAGAUGGAAGGUUCUGUUUUUACGGAAACUCAAGGUGCUCCCUUGGAAAUCACUCCUAGAUGAAAUGAUUUUCAUAUUGUUUUUGUUGGCCAUACAUUUCCAGUUAUAGCACAAUUUUAAUAUACCAUAAUCAUUCAGGACCAGACAUUCAUUAAAUUUUUUAAGUAUGGUUUAAAUGAUUAUAGGGUCAUUUCUCUUUUAUUUUGAUGAGUACAUUAAACUGGGAGUUUACCAAAGUAAGAAAAAAUUUUCUAUAGCAGCUAUCACAAAUUACUAUAAACUUAGUGACUUAAAACACAAAUGUACUGUCUUGUAGUUUUAUAAUUCAGAAGUUUGACACUGUCUCAGCCUAGCCAAAAUCUAAAUGUUGGCAGGUCUGUGUGUUCCUUUCUGGAGGCUGGGAUGAGGAUGAAUCCAUUCGCUCGUUCAUUUGUUGGUAAAAUUCAGUUUUUUGUAGAUAAAGUAUUGAGGUCCCAUUUCUUUGCUAUUUGUCAGAUAAAGGCCAUUUCUAGAGACCACCAUAUUCCUUGGCUCAUGGUCCCCUUGUCUUCAGAGUUGGUGUGUGCCACCGCACCUGGCUUCUACUUCCACUUUUAAAGUACUAUUUAAUUACAGUGGGCCCACCUGGAUAAUUUCCCUCUUUAAUUUGACUGAAUCUAUAUCUGGGUGCGGUGGUGUAUGUCUAAUCCCAGCAAAUUAGGAUGCUGAGGCAGGAGGAUUAUAAAUUCAAGGCCAGCCUCAGUAACUUAAUGAAAUCCUAAGCAAUUUAGCAAGCACCUAUCUCAAAACAUAAAAGGAUUGGGGAUCUAGUUCAAUGGUAAAGUGCCGGGGUUCAAUCCCUACUACCAAAAAAAUAAAUUACAUUGAAGUCCCUUUUUUGCCAUGUAAUUUAAUAUACACAGGAAUAGAACCAUUAGGAUAUUGUAAUCUUUGGGAUCCAUUUUCAGUUUACUAUAAUAUUUUAUCUAAGAACUGAAAAAAAAAAUUUAAGUGCUUAAGGAUAAGGGCAUAAUUCCUAAUAUUACAACUAUAAUUUCACUCCUUUUCCACUUGAGAAAGUUUAUUGGAAUUCAAUGAUAAUAGUCAUCUUUAUUAUAACAGUAACCUAGAUUUGCUCCACUCUAUAAUUUUUUUUUUUUUUUAAAUGUAAAUAUUUAGUGCUGGGAAGCAAAAUUAGAAUCUUGGGCAUACUCUACCACUGAUCUAUACCACCAGCCCUCCCAUUUAAAGUAAAUUAUUCACAAACUUUGAUACUUUGUUAUAGACUGGCUGUAUGGAAUUGCCAAUAUUUGAUUGUUUCUGACUAUGAACCCAGAAAUUUGAUACAUGUAUCCUACUACUAAUAAGUUAAAACACUCUUCAUAUUAAUUACAUGUUACAAUUGAUAGAAAUAUAACAAGGAGACUGCUAA